Molecule: messenger RNA, 2181 nt
Organism: Metarhizium brunneum ARSEF 3297
Lineage: Eukaryota; Fungi; Ascomycota; Sordariomycetes; Hypocreales; Clavicipitaceae
Gene: spt8
Product: Transcription factor spt8
Cellular component (GO): nucleus; SAGA complex
Molecular function (GO): protein binding
Source: RefSeq, a predicted model, not a curated record
AUGGAUGAGGAGGACAGGUUCUCGGCCAGCUCUCCCGAGUCGGAGCGUCCCAACGAGCCGGACGAAGUCAUGGAGGAUGCCGAGGACGGGGACGACGCCGCAGAACAGGACGACGACAAUAAUGAUGACGACGAUGAGAAUAACGACGACGACAACGAGAACCACGAUGGCGGCGACGAUGAAGGGGACGACGCCGCCGCUACCCAAAACGCGACUGCGACUACGAAUGCGACUGCUGGUGGCGGCGCCAAUGCCAACAGCAAUGCCAAUGCCAAUGCCAAUGCCCAUGGCGAUCCCGACGGCCAUGGAGAUGGGCAAUCGGCUGUCAAAUCCAGCAAAUCUGCUACACCGACGCCUUCCGCCGCCCGCUUACGCCUGCGUCCAUCUCUGCGACCCGAAGCAAUCACGGCGCGACUCUACGACAUCGUCCCGACAAUGGCCGCGCCCCAGUCGACGAGCAUCAAUGCCAUGGCCAUCACCCCGGACCUGCGCUACUGGAUAACAGGAGGCUCGGACGGCUACAUUCGAAAAUAUGACGGACCCGGCACCAUCAACGGCAAGCUGGCCUUGACCGUCGCCCAGAAGCACCCCUUCGUUGACAGCGUCACCAAGGCCGGCAUCCUAAUGUCGUACUGGGAAAACGAGGAGCCAGCCGCCCCAGGGAGAGGAGACCAAGACCACAAUCUGUCGCCCGUCUACUCAUUGGCUGUUCAUUCGCGAGCCCUCUGGCUCCUCUCCGGCCUCGAAUCGGGCGGCAUCAACCUACAGAGUGUCCGUCACGACGAGGGCAAAAAGAUUGCGUGCUUGCAAAAACACACCAACGCUGUCAGCUCGCUGAUGCUGGCGCCCGACGAAAAGAGCGUGCUGAGCGGCGGUUGGGACAAGAACAUCUUUGACUGGGACUUGAACACUGGCCAGACCAUCCGCAGCUUCGGUGGAUCAGGCGGCCAGAUCUCCUCCAUCGAGCUGCGCCCUGCGAGCGGUGACCCCGUCCCCGUGGAAGCAGACGAGCCCAUUCCAUCAACUACCAUAUCGACGAAUAAUGGCGCUCCGCUUGUCAACGGUGUCCUCAAGGACGAAUCUGGUGCGCGUGAUACCGGAGCCGCCGACAAAUUUGGCGCCGCCGGUCGAGACGCCGCCGUCUCGCCUGGUAACGAGAGUCUAUUUGGCGGAAGUGACGCGGGGAGUUUAUUCGGAGAGACUGCGGGCGAGCAGCCCUUUGGCAACGACGAUGAUUCCUUUGGUGCCAGCAUGGACAUGAUGCCCGGCCACGAGGGGGGUAUGGACCACUCUGCCGACUUUGCCAUGACUGACUUGAGCACCACCACCAAGGAACCAGAAACCAAGACGGAGGAGAGCGCGCCGACUACACAAUCACAGACACAGACACAGACACUGAAUCCUCAACCUCUGUCGCAAGACGCCAUGAUGCAGGUAGAUAGUGACAAGCCGUCGGCCGUGGUCCCUGUCAAGCCGGAAGAAGCGGCAGCCGCGCAACAGUCCAGUGAAUCACAGCCUCCCAAAACGGAAGACGAGUCAAGAGAAAUGGCACAACUAGCUCAUGACAAAGAGUUUCUGAAAAGGUCACAAUCACCCAUCCCAGCAGCUGCCCAGCCAGUCUCCCAGCAGCAGCAGUUUGACCAGUCACAAGUGUCGCCAACCACCUUUCUCUCGUCCACGAUUGACGGCACAAUUUGCAUUUGGGACCGCCGAGCGCCCAACGCCGUGGCCAGAAUCGGUAUGAGGCAGGGUGUUCCGCCUUGGUGCAUGAGCGCGUGCUGGAGCCCCGACGGCAACAUGAUUUACGCAGGGAGGAGAAACGGCACAGUAGAAGAGUUUGACGUGAGAAAGGCAAAGAGAGGCUGGGAGCCUGAGAGGGCACUCAAGUUCCCGACUGGAAGCGGUGCAGUCAGCGCUGUGCGAUCCAUGCCUAACGGGCGCCAUCUUGUUUGCGCAUCGCAUGACAUCCUCCGGCUGUAUGACCUCCAGGACACCCGGGCCUUGAAACACUCGACUGUCCCGUUCCUCAUCAUCCCCGGGCCCCCGCGUGCCGGCGUCAUUUCAAGCUUGUACAUUGACCCGACAAGCAGGUUCAUGCUGAGUGCGGCAGGGACACGAGGCUGGGACGGCACAAGCACAGAAGUUCUAAUCGGGUAUGAGAUUAAUGUGGUUAAUGAUUAG